Molecule: messenger RNA, 2386 nt
Organism: Clupea harengus (Atlantic herring)
Lineage: Eukaryota; Metazoa; Chordata; Actinopteri; Clupeiformes; Clupeidae
Gene: mslnb
Exons: 21
Coding region: 71-2386 (771 amino acids)
Biological process (GO): cell-matrix adhesion
Cellular component (GO): cell surface
Source: RefSeq, a predicted model, not a curated record
AGCCUGCGUCUCCAAUAACAGCGCUGCAUGGCUCCAGAGUAACUUGGGUCCAUUCUCUGUUCUGGCAAACAUGUCUCUUCUGCUCCAGCUCAAUGGCCUCUUCAAGCCGUUGGAGGCUCUGGAGGUCCUCUCUCCUGGUCAGAUGGCUGAGCUCAUGGUCGCCCCUCUGCCCGGCCUCUCUGACAAGGAGGACGUCAUCGACGGAGUGUUUGACUACCUGGCGCCAUCCCCGCUGGACAGGAGACUUCCGGAGGUCCUGCAGAGCGUUGUCAUGCUUUCUGCGCAACCGGGAAUCAUCCCUUGCUCCUCCUACAAAGUCUUGUUCAACAGGAUGGAUCGGCUCAUCCCCGUGGUGACUGUGGCACUGGAGACCGUCAUCACCUCUGCCAAGACAGCCCUCCUCACCCGAGUCCCACCAGGCUGCACCAUCUACAGUGGAGAGUGUAAUGUCACUCCGAUUAAUGAGACUGAGAUCUGCCUCAACAUCAACAGCACUGCUUUACAGCAUCACCUGGACAACCGACAAGCAUCCGGCUCUCUGUGCAACUUCAGCGUCUCACAGUAUGCAUGUGCAGAGUUGUCCACUUUGACAGCUGAAGACCUGGUGACGUUGUUUACGUGUAAAAUGAAUGAGGAUCAUCCCAAAGAGACCUGGAAGCUCCUCAUCACCAAAGUCAAUCCCAUCCUGGGUCAUGCCCUCGACCUCUUCAACGGCACGAUGCUCACUGCCAGUCCCGCUGUCUCGCACGUCCUGGACGUGAUCAGUGAGGUCUCCUUCAGCACCUUCAGCACUGAGCACGUGCGGGACGUGGCCUACGUGAACCGCUGGUUCCAGACGCGCCUGAGGCCCUUCCUGCCCUUCGUCACCCCGGCCUUCCUCUCCUGCCUGGCCACCAAGAACUUCACCUGCCAGACCUACCAGGACGUUGUGCAGACCUUGGGACAUCGCUAUGGAGAAAUGGCAGAUUCCGCCCAGAUACAGGUCUACACUGACUUCAUCGAGGUCUUCCUCUCCAAGAAGCCCGUCGCAGGCUGUACCGCUGGCAUUGCGAACAGUGCUGUUUGGCUGGAGAAGAACUUUGGGCCGUUCUCAGCUGCCGCCUCAGUCCUGGACAUGCAGAGACUGCAAGGCAGCUUUUCUCUGAUGGAGGCCCUGCCCAGACUCAUUCUGAGGCAGCUGGUGGAGGCCUCCGUCACCCCAGGCCUGCUCACGAGCCCCGCAGACGUCACCACCCUGCUGCAGCGCGUCCCCGACCCCCUCCUGGCCUCCUACUUCGACAUGCUGGCUCCCGCCGCGCAGGGGAUAUCAAUCGCUGCACCGCUCCGCUCAGCGAUGCUUCAGCAGGUGUUUGAGCGUGCCAACCUGUCCACGGCGUCUGUGCCUGACAGCGAGGCGCUGGUGUGGCUGAACGACCGCAUGGCGUUCCUGCUGCCCAACCUCUCGCCCGACCACGUGGGGCCCUACUUCAACAUCAUCAGACUGCGACAGUGCAACACCAGCCAGCAGGCAGUGGCCUUGCUCAACACUACCCUGCCCACACUUGAUGAUGACACUCAAGCCCAGGUGUACAGCAACAUCAUCAGAGUACUAACAGAACCCUCACCUCUGCGCUGCUACGGCAGUGGAAGCUUCUACUCCUUCCUGGAGACGUCCUUCAUGGGCUUCGGGUUCCCCAACCUCACCACCUUCCUCUCCCUCAUACCAGCCAGCCGCAAGGCCGAGGUGAUGAACUCCAUCCCACCCGCUCAAGUGGGCAGCUUCCUCCGAAGGCCUGGCACAGUAGAUGACAUGACCAAACUCUGCCAGAUCUUUGACGACUACACCCAGACGCCGCAGUUCUUGGAAACGGAGUCGGUUCCAGAGGCGAUCCAGCCACACAUCCUUCCCUGCGUGUGGCCCCGGGCCCUCGCCGCCGGCUCCCCGGCCGAGGCGGACCUCUGGUUCGACGCCGCCCUGAGCCGCUACCUCCGCUACCUCAACAAAGACCUCGUCAGCUACGCUGUCCUCCGGGACGCACGCUGUCUGGCCUUCAGGAAGUUUGUUGCCGCGACAGAAAACCAUAACUACACCUCCUCCGACUUCACCCAACAGGACGUGUACUCAACUAUACACAGCUACCUCUCCAUAGCCCCCACUCCGAGAUGCUACAACGCAUCUCUUCCCCAGCUGGCAUCCACCGCCUGGUUCGCGAACUACAUCGGCACCUUCAUCGAGUUCACCUCCCUGCAGGAUCUCAAUACUUUUGGAGGCGCAAGUCUCCAACCUUUCACCACCAAUCUGGCGAACCUCCUUCUCUUCAACCAGACCGCCGUGCCACUGAACGUCACCAAUUUCUAUGUAGAGCUGUUGUACCAGCAGAACCCCAACUUCAGUCCCGUCCAGUGA